Molecule: messenger RNA, 1896 nt
Organism: Linum trigynum
Lineage: Eukaryota; Viridiplantae; Streptophyta; Magnoliopsida; Malpighiales; Linaceae
Source: the annotation of a GenBank genome assembly
AAAAAAUUAGAGAAUCAAAUUAACGUUGAAGCCUCCCCUUCAAUUCCCAUCCGAUCUUUCCUCUCUACUUCUCAUUUUACUUUCCUUCUAUUUUCUUCCCCUCUUCUCUUCCUUCAAAAACUAAUUUCAUCUUCCCUUCCACUCCAGAGCACAUUCCCAGAGAGGUCAGGGCCAUGAAACUUCAACCUUCUUUUUCUAUCUAUACUAACCGCUCUGACCCUACAGCAAGCAAAAACAAUCCUACCCAUAAAAUUUUCAUUCUCUCAUAAUUUAAGGAACGAUAAUCGAAUUAAUUUCGAAAAAAAUACAAAAGAAAAAAAAAAGGUUAUAAAGAAGAAGAAAAUAGAGAACAAGAGAUCAGGGGACUAAUAAGGACGGACGGAUCGAUGGGGACGUUGUUGUUUGUGUUGGUGGUAACACUGCUUUGCGGUGUCGUAACUCCGUCGACGGCAGCAGAGGCCCCCGAUGCGAGUCCCGCCGGUCAGGUUACCGAUGAAGAGUACUGGAGCCGGCGAGCUAAGCAGGCUCACGAAAAUGCUCAGGCAGCCUACCACCCUGACCCUGUCCAAGUCGCCGACCAUCUCAACGGCAAAGUACACGAGGCGUUCGCCGAGCAAGACAACAGCACAAGGCGAGGGCUGGGCCAGAAAUCAGGAGGCGGGAAAGGGAGCGCGUGCCAGGCCACCAACCCCAUCGACUGGUGCUGGCGCUGCGACAAGAACUGGGCCAACAACCGCAAGAGGCUGGCCGACUGCGCCAUGGGCUUCGCGCGUGGCACCACGGGCGGCAAAGACGGCGAGUUCUACGUGGUCACCGACCCGUCCGACGCCGACGCGAUCAACCCGAAACCGGGGACCCUCCGCCACGCCGUGAUCCAGAACCGCCCGCUGUGGAUCACGUUCGCCCGGUCCAUGGUCAUCGUCCUGAGCCAGGAGCUGAUGAUCAACUCCAACAAGACCAUCGACGCGCGUGGGGCAAACGUCCACAUCGCCAACGGCGGCCAGCUCACCCUCCAGUUCGUCGACAACGUCAUCAUCCACGGCCUCCACAUCCACGACACCCAGCCCUGCCCCGGCGGGAUGAUCCGGAGCUCCGAGGACCACUUCGGGUUCCGCACCCGCAGCGACGGCGACGGCGUCUCCCUGUUCGGCGCCACCAACAUCUGGAUCGACCACCUAUCGAUGUCCAACUGCGCCGACGGGCUCAUCGACGUGAUCAUGAAGUCCACCGCCGUCACCAUCUCGAACUGCCACUUCACGCGCCACAACGACGUGAUGCUGUUCGGGGCCAGCGACGAGGAGACCCAGGACAAGGUCAUGCAGAUUACUCUGGCGUUCAACCAUUUCGGUCGCGGUUUGGUCCAGCGCAUGCCCAGGUUGCGGUUCGGGUUCGCCCACGUGGUCAACAAUGAUUACACCCACUGGGAGAUGUACGCGGUGGGCGGGAACUCGAACCCGACCAUACUCAGCCAGGGGAACCGGUUCAUCGCCCCGCCCAAUGCGGCUUGCAAAGAGGUGACCAAGAGGGAGUACACCCCGGAGAGCGUUUGGAAGUCGUGGAAUUGGAGAUCGGAGGAGGAUUUGUUGGACAACGGGGCCAUUUUUAUCCAAUCGGGUGGACCAAUUUGUAGGUUGGACCAAAAGACUACCAUCAAGGCUCAGCAUGGCAAGUUUGCGAGUCGGAUGACCCGAAGUGCCGGUGCGCUCGACUGCGCGGUUAACAGGCCCUGUUAAUUAAGAAUAAAUACCUUGUUUUCGAAAGGAAGAAGAGAAAAACAGAGGCCUUUAGUUGACGUAUUAGGGGUUCUUUUUUGUUUUUUUGGAGAGCAGAGGGGAAGUUGAUGUUCCCAGCCCCCAGUUUUCUUGUAGUUAUAUAUGCUAUGUUGUUGAAUCACCA